AUUGAGAGGAGAGAGAGAGAGAUUGACAUUGGAAAAUGGGGAUUAAGGCGUGAGACUAUACGAGAAGAGAGGAGAGUGCAAAAUUUCGAAACCAAAUCCACCAUUUCUGAACCAACCAACCACCACUUCCAUCUUCUCUCUCACACAUCAUCAUCAAGAAAUUGGUUUAUCUCUCUGAAUCGAGGGAAGGAUUAGGAUUUUUUUUUGGAGAAGAGAGGGAAUAUGCAACAGAGACUCAAGUUGCAGCAACAACAACAGGCACUCAUGCAGCAAGCUUUGCUUCAGCAACAGCAGAUGUAUCAUCACCCUGGCAUGCUUGCCGCUGCCGCUAUGACUCAGAUGGAGCCUGUACCAAGUGGAAAUCUGCCUCCCGGUUUUGAUGCUUCUGCAUGCCGUAGUGUUUAUGUAGGAAAUAUUCAUGUAAAUGUCACCGAUAAACUUCUUGCAGAAGUUUUUCAGAGUGCUGGCCCUCUUGCUGGGUGCAAGCUCAUAAGAAAAGAAAAGUCUUCUUAUGGUUUUGUUGACUACCAUGAUCGAGCAUCCGCAGCACUAGCAAUAAUGACAUUGCAUGGGCGACAACUAUAUGGUCAAGCACUUAAGGUGAAUUGGGCAUAUGCCAAUAGCAGCAGGGAGGAUACCUCAGGACACUUCAAUGUAUUUGUCGGUGAUCUGAGUCCAGAGGUUACUGAUGCAACUUUAUUUGCAUGCUUCUCAGUCUAUACUACUUGUUCUGAUGCUAGGGUUAUGUGGGAUCACAAAACUGGUCGUUCAAAAGGAUAUGGUUUUGUUUCUUUCCGUGAUCAUCAGGAUGCCCAAAGUGCCAUAAAUGAUAUGACGGGUAAAUGGCUGGGAAAUAGACAAAUAAGAUGCAAUUGGGCAACUAAAGGUGCUGGUGGCAGCUCAAAUGAAGAGAAGAUCAAUGACAACCAAAAUGCUGUUGUGCUUACAAAUGGGUCAUCAGAUGGAGGUCAAGAUAACAACAAUGAGGAUGCUCCUGAAAAUAAUCCUUCAUACACCACAGUUUAUGUUGGCAACCUUCCCCAUGAUGUUACACAAGCUGAACUCCAUUGUCAAUUCCAUGCAUUGGGUGCUGGUGUACUUGAGGAGGUUCGAGUUCAGAGGGAUAAGGGUUUUGGAUUUGUCAGAUACAAUACUCACGAGGAAGCAGCACUGGCUAUUCAGAUGGCUAAUGGAAGACCAGUUCGCGGGAAGACGAUGAAGUGUUCAUGGGGUAGCAAACCAACUCCUCCUGGGACAGCUUCAAAUCCAUUACCUCCUCCUGCUGCACAACCGUAUCAAAUACUUCCUACUGCAGGUAUGAAUCAAGGCUAUUCUCCUGCUGAGUUGUUGGCUUAUCAGCGCCAGCUGGCCUUGAGUCAGGCCGCUGUAUCUGGCCUUUCCGGACAAGCUCUUCUUCAAAUGUCUGGACAGCAUGGCCUAGCUCCCGCUUCAAUGGGCAUUAAUUCUGCUGCGUCUCAAGCCAUGUAUGAUGGAUAUACUGGUAAUUCGUCGAGACAGCAGCUUAUGUACUAUCGUUGAUGCAUUGGCUUUUCACCAGUUGCUUGUUGCCUUAUGGGGCAUUCAUGUGCAUCAUCAUCACAUUUCUCUUCGCUUCACCACAACAGCAUGUCCUUUUCGAACUGGGGCUUUUUUAUUGCAGUAUUGUGGCUUUAUUUUUAUUUAUUUUUUACCGUGUUGUAAUUUAUAUUGUUUGAUCUAAGAGGGUUUUACGACUCGAAAAAGGGAUCUAUGUUUUGCUAGGAAGAGCUGCGAGUUUUAUGUUUGGGUAGUUUUUAUUAUGGUUUCUGUAUCCUUUUUUAUUAUCUUAUCUGUAUCUUUUUUAUUAUGGUUACUGUAUAUUUAUAAAGUAUUGACUCAAGUUCAUGUUAA
This is a messenger RNA of Vicia villosa (hairy vetch), 1890 nucleotides long. Its product is annotated as RNA-binding protein 208-like. Bases 223 to 1539 code for a protein of 438 amino acids. The transcript is spliced from 13 exons. Gene Ontology annotation, molecular function: mRNA binding. NCBI's taxonomy places the organism in Eukaryota, Viridiplantae, Streptophyta, Magnoliopsida, Fabales, Fabaceae. The record is from RefSeq and is a predicted model, not a curated record.